Momordica charantia (bitter melon) is the source of this 804-nucleotide messenger RNA. RefSeq lists its product as uncharacterized. The record is from RefSeq and is a predicted model, not a curated record. NCBI's taxonomy places the organism in Eukaryota, Viridiplantae, Streptophyta, Magnoliopsida, Cucurbitales, Cucurbitaceae. Gene Ontology annotation, molecular function: protein binding.
CAGAUACCCUUUUACAAUUAACAAGCCCCCCCGUCCCCUUCUUCACUUGUCAUCAGUAUAUCCUUCUUAAUUUUCAAAAUCUUCCAAACGCUCGACCUUUUUUCUCUGGGUUUCUCUCUCUCUUAACCAGCAAGAGGACAACGAUUUUCGUACCAGCAAGAAAGGAGAAAAGCGUUGCGGCGCCUCACAAUCUCGCGAAAUCUUAAAAGUCGAGGCUUCGGGCGAGCAAUCGAAGCCGUUGAAGUUGCAAGUGAUGGAGAUUAGCGGAGGGACAGAGGGCCUGAGUCGCGUUCCUUUAUCAGAAGUUGUUUCGGAUUGCGUCAAACGAUGGUUUAAAGACACUCUGAAGGAGGCCAAAGCCGGGGACAUCAAUAUGCAGGUCUUGGUGGGUCAAAUGUACUAUAGCGGUUAUGGGGUUCCAAGAGAUGCUCAGAAGGGAAGAAUUUGGAUGACAAAAGCAUCAAGAAGUCGAUCGUCGGUUUGGAAAGUUAGUGAUAAACAUCCAGGUUAUAAUGCAAGUGAUUCAGAUUCAGAUGACUUGACUCGUGAUUCUUAACCACACCAGUGUUGCUGAUUCCUCUAUGUUGUGUCAAAACUACCACUGGAUGUGCUUUUGACUGUGGAAACUCUACUUGCUCGGCUAUCUGUGUAGCUGCGAAGAAUUCGUUUACUUGCUGUGUGAAUGUUGGAUUUGAUAGAUGUAAUGUGAUAUGGAUUACCUUUAUCCUACAAACAAUUUGUUGCACUUCCAUGUGGUCAAAUGGGCUAAAUCUUAUAUCCAAUUUUCAUUUUCUGUUUAGAUUA